This is a messenger RNA of Salarias fasciatus (jewelled blenny), 1098 nucleotides long. Its product is annotated as dual specificity protein phosphatase 13-like. The transcript has 3 exons. The record is from RefSeq and is a predicted model, not a curated record. The coding region runs from base 1 to 558 and encodes 185 amino acids. Gene Ontology annotation, molecular function: protein tyrosine/serine/threonine phosphatase activity; MAP kinase phosphatase activity. NCBI's taxonomy places the organism in Eukaryota, Metazoa, Chordata, Actinopteri, Blenniiformes, Blenniidae. Gene Ontology annotation, biological process: negative regulation of MAPK cascade; protein dephosphorylation. Gene Ontology annotation, cellular component: cytoplasm.
AUGUCAGCCCUGAAAGCCAAGAGAAAAGAGUAUCUGACUGUGAAGGAUCUGCAGAAGCUUUUGGACUCAUGCAAACUGCACUUGAACCAAAUUGAUGAAGUGUGGCCAAAUAUAUUCAUAGGCAAUGUGGCAGUAGCCCAAAACAAAGCUGCCUUGCUGAAAUUAGGUAUAACUCAUGUAUUAAAUGCUGCCCACUCCAAGCGGGGCAGCAUAGGGAACCAAAGCUUUUAUGGCAACGACUUUGUGUAUUGUGGCAUUCCAGCAGAUGACUCCACACACUUUGAUCUGGAUGUUUACUUCAAGCCUGCGGCUGAUUUCAUCCACAAGGCUCUGAAGUCACCUGAUGGGAAAGUUCUGGUGCACUGCAUUAUGGGAAUGAGCCGGUCAUCGACCUUGGUGCUAGCGUACCUCAUGAUCCACCGCCACCUCCCGCUCAAACAGGCUCUGCAGAAGCUGGUCCAGAAGAGAGCAAUCUAUCCCAACAGGAACUUCCUGGCUCUGCUGCUGGAUCUGGACCUCCAGCUGAUGAAGAAAAAGAAAACAUGUCAGAUCCUGUAGUCAUGGCGGGAUUACUCACGAUGAUGCUCAUGAAUUUUCAUCAACGUUUAAUGCAAGCACAUUGUGGUUUAUGCAGCAAGGUACAUGUUGUUUUAUAAAUGUAUAAACUGAAGCUGUGAUCAGUAUCAAUCAGCCGGUGGUUAGAAUAAGGUUACUGGCUUUAUUAAGGUCUGAAAGAUGCUUACUGUGAGAUUAUCAUUCAAAAACCUAGACAAACCAUGACAGGUGAGGUGUUAAAGCUUCAGUUUAUCUAAUGAAGACAUGAACAAGGAUUGAAAUGUAGAAAUGCUGCGAUCAGCCAAACAUUACCUCUGAUUUAAUGGUGCUUUUUGACUUUUCAUGGUUGGUUUCACAGAUGUAGAACUCCACCAUGGUGAAGCUGUGACUGGCACUCGCUGCCUUCAUUGUUGGGGUGGUGAUAGUUUUUUGUUUUUUUUUUAUUGGUUUGAGUUAUUGAAGGUAUGUGGCAUCUCUUUUACAUAUGCAUGGCACAAGUAAGUUUUCAAUACUCAGAUUUGCCCUCCUUUACUUGUGAUUAGC